This is a messenger RNA of Procambarus clarkii (red swamp crayfish), 4516 nucleotides long. The record is from RefSeq and is a predicted model, not a curated record. NCBI's taxonomy places the organism in Eukaryota, Metazoa, Arthropoda, Malacostraca, Decapoda, Cambaridae.
CAACAACAAACUGGAAUGCACACGAUUGUAGGUGACAGUGACGUAGUGAUCUCUCCCGGCAAGCUGGGUAACACGUGCGUUGUGUGUGGGGUUGUGUCUGGUGAUCAGGGGAAUCUUAUCAGUGUUGGUACGCGUAGCAAUAGUGGCAUCAUGUCGAGAUCAGCAUCAUUUGCUAAAAGCGAGUCUGCAGGAGCAGAGGAAAUGUUGUCUCUCCUGCGCCAGAGUUUGAAAACAUGCAAGACUCCUGGGGAGACCAACUUUGAGGCUUCAAAAGCCCAUAUCUGUGUCGUCAUGGGAGCCUCCGGUGAUCUAGCGAAAAAGAAGAUCUAUCCGACGCUCUGGUGGUUAUAUCGCGAUCGCUUAUUACCGGAAAACACGAUGUUCGUCGGAUAUGCCCGGUCUGCACUGACAGUGGCGCAGUUGAAGGAGAAGUGCAAGGCUUACAUGAAAGUUAAACCUGAGGAGGAGGAGCGCUAUGAGCAGUUCUGGAAAGUCAACCACUAUGUCCAGGGGUCGUAUGAUGUCCGCAGAGACUUCGAGCUGCUGGACCAGGAGAUGGGGAAGGUGGGCACGCAGAAAGCCAACCGGAUCUUCUACUUGGCUCUGCCUCCGUCAGUAUUCGAUGUAGUCACGUCCAACUUGAAGGGUUGUUGCAUGGCCAGAGGAGGGUGGACUCGCAUCAUUAUCGAGAAGCCCUUCGGUAAGGAUUUGGCGUCGUCAGCCAAACUGUCCAACCAUCUUGCGGGACUCUUCAAGGAGGAGGAGAUAUACCGCAUUGACCAUUACCUGGGCAAGGAAAUGGUACAGAACCUCAUGACGCUCAGGUCUGGGAACCGGAUCUUCGGGCCAACAUGGAACCGGGACAACAUCUCCUCGGUAUUCAUCUCGUUCAAAGAGCCGUUCGGGACGCAGGGUCGGGGCGGCUACUUCGACGAGUUCGGGAUCAUCCGCGAUGUGAUGCAGAACCACCUGCUGCAGAUCCUGUGCCUCGUCGCCAUGGAGAAGCCUUGUUCCACCUCCGCCGACGACAUUCGCGACGAGAAGGUGAAGGUGCUCAAGUCGAUGCGGGAACUGACCGUUGAUGACGUGGUCCUGGGUCAGUACGUGGGUGACCCCGCCGGCGAGGGUGACGCCAAGGAAGGCUACCUGGACGACCCCACCGUCCCCACUGGCUCCGUCACCCCCACUUACGCCCUCGCCGUCACCACCAUCCACAACGAGCGCUGGGAGGGCGUGCCCUUCAUCCUCCGUUGUGGUAAAGCACUAAAUGAGAGGAAGGCCGAAGUGAGGAUCCAGUACCGUCCUGUCGCCGGGGACAUCUUUCAUGGCCAGAGCAAGAGGAAUGAGCUUGUUAUCCGGGUUCAGCCAGGAGAGGCAAUCUAUAUCAAGGUGAUGACUAAAACCCCUGGAAUGGCAUUUGGACUAGAGGAAACGGAGCUCGACCUAACGUAUGGUGAACGCUACAAGGGUGCCAAGCUGCCUGAUGCAUAUGAGAGACUCAUACUUGAUGUUUUUUGUGGAUCACAAAUGCAUUUUGUCAGGAGUGAUGAACUGGCUGAGGCAUGGAGAAUCUUUACUCCUUUGCUUCACAAAAUAGAAGAGGAGAAAACUCAACCCAUUCCCUACCAGUAUGGCUCAAGAGGACCAAUUGAAGCAGAUCAAAAACUAGCUGAAAACAAUUUUGUAUACUCUGGAUCAUACAAAUGGACCAAGAAUAGUCAGCUAUAAAUUGGGAGAAGGUAAAAGGAACACUGCUCUCAAGUCCACAGUGAGAACAAUAUCAUCUCAAGCAGUGAGAACUGUCUGUGCCGCGUUCUGGACUCUUCCACCCUCAGCCAUUUGUCUCAAAUUUAUUUUAUUGCUUAGAAUACUGUAUUUAUUGGUAUUAAUGCAUUCAUGCUGAACAAUAUUUAUUCACGUUGGCUUAGAUAUGUAUAUCAUUUGUUGAUGAUAAUGCACAGUAUUAUAAUUGGAAAUUUUUGUAUAGUACAGUAUUAGUAUUGUAUUACUGUAUACAAUAAAAUUGUACAAUAUUAUUGUACAAAAUUAUUGUACAGUACAGUAUCAGUAUUGUAUUACUGUAUACAAUAAAAUUGUACAAUAUUAUAAAGUGAAGAGAUGUGAAGGCCAAAAUUGUUUUUAGUAAAUGGUUGUAAUGUGAAGUAACAUUCAUGUGGUUCAUAUUAUUGAAAUUCAUAUUUAAAGGAUUUUUCAUUAUAAUCGCUGGGCCGUAAGAGGUAACAUUGUCCUACGCUGUUAUGUUCUUUCUUAAUCCAUUUGCAGCAUGGAAAGUACAGUACAGUAUUGUGUGUUUUAUGGGCAUUUGAUUGUAAAUGCAGGUUCCCACUGAGUGUUAUGUAUAUUCUCUUAAAUGAUCACAAUUGGUUAAUAUAUGGCAGUUAAAGGAUUUCACAUUUUUUAAAAAUAUAAGUGAUAUAUUCGCUCAAGACUCGGUAUAAAGCAUUUGCUGCUGCUGCUGCUGCUGCUGAGAAUGACAGCAAUAGAAAAUGGAAAACACUAUUCAUUUAAAUUAAACAUAAAACAGCAUGCACCUAACAAACUGAAUAUUAAAAAGAUCACAAAACUAUUAGUAAAACCAUUGACCAUACUUUUUAACAUCACUCAAAAUGGGAAUAACUUUGCACCUAAUCAUAAUGCAAACAUUGAUUUAAAUUAGUCUUAUGACUUUAAUCCAGUGAAGUACAUUACAAACAUGUAAUUUAAAUGAGUGGUAAAUAGAUAACCAUAAGACAUAAUUCAGAACAAUACUGAACACUAUACAUUGAGCAAACACAUUGUUCGGAACUUUUUUAACUUUGCAAUUUAUAUUAAUUGUCGCUUACAAUGAAUGUACUGCCAUAUUAUAUACUGUAUAUGUAGGCCAUCCUUGAACAAGCAUCUUUUUGUAUGUCAACCAUUGAGUCAUUUCUAUUGAAUUUCUUUGUGAAGAAAUGAAGCUCACAUUCGAGCAGUACUGCAUUGAGUAGACCCAAGGGCAAGUGCAAUCAGUUAAAGUAAAGUCACUGCCUGCAUCCCUCUACUAUUAUAGCAAACUAUCACUUUUUUUUUUCCUUUUUUUUUUUUUUUUUUUAGUAAAGUGAAUGGCUAGACACUUUAGCCUUUUCAAAUUAAAAAAUAUAUACUGCAUUUGUGAUUUGUUUCACAUGAAACUGCAAAAUGAUUGUUUCACAUUAUAUACAAUUUGUGGGCUGACAGUGGUGACAGUUUCUGGGGGAAUCCCUGUGUGCUUCCUGCAGCUAACAGACUGAUAUCCAUUAUAUUAGUCUGUUUGCUGCAGGGAGCCUCCAGGCCCCCAAUGCAGAAAAUGGCAUUUCAUUACAUUCAAUGCUGGCUUUUUAUAUUCCACUGCAUUUUGGGCAUAAAGUGAACACAUACAGAAGGACAGGGGAAGUUAAUGUGAUGGUCAAAGCUCGUUGAGAAUAUGGUUCUUGUAUAGAACUUUUCAUAAAUCGUUUGUGCAAAGGUACUUCUUUAGGGCUUUAACUGGAUCAAAAGUAGAUGUACAUAAAAGUGACAUGUACAAAAGUUUGCCUUAAAGUUUUACAUUUAUGCAAUUCUUUAAAACUUUCCAUGCAAAUAGAAUGUGAUAAAUUUGUUAUUGUGUAGCAAUAGAUUUUAAUGUUGUGAUUAAAAAUCACAUAAAGGAAAUAACAUUUUUAUUGUAUGUAUGAAAAUUAGUCAGUUGAUCUGAUUAAUUUUAUGAAAAGUUUGAUAAAUAGCUUCUUGUAUUUUUCUGAUCAAACUCAAAUUUUAGUUUAGUAAUCACACUCAUUCCUCAUUUGGUCUUUUAAUAAUGUUAUCUCCAUGGUUUAGGUGUGUACAAUGUGGUGCACAAUAAAUUAUUAAGUCCUAGAGGAAAUUUAAUUUCUUAAAAUUGUGUUCUGUGAUCCUCCUUACCCAAUGUUGUACAGAAAUACAGUAGUCUAUUUGAACUGUUACUCUUAUCCAACUUAUAUGCUUGAGAUAUAAAAUCAAGCAUACAAGUUUUGUGAAAUCUGCUGACCUGGGUUGUGGUGUAAUAUUAAAUUGGCAUGUACACCUAAAAUUUUAUUUGCAAGGGUUGCUCUUAGAGGUGCUUAUCUUUGUUAAUCUUUUGUUACUUGUAUUCCUACCUGUAUAUUCCUAUUUUCCUAAAAAGUGGUUUAGAUUUGUUUCAUUUACGAAUUACUGUAACAGGAUUGUCUUAAACUAGAUUGUGAUACUGUAACUCGGCAUUCCUUUAUAGUAAGAAUAAUUUUGUACUUUUGUAUCUUUUGUAUCAGAUCAUUUUAUACUUUAAACAAUAUUUGGUAUAAUAGUGCAAGGUAGAAUGCAGAAGACGUAGUAUUUCAUAAGUAAGAAAUAUAGCACUCCAAGUUUAGCAUCAUUAGGAAAUGGAGGCCAUACCUUUUUUUUCUUUCUAAUCAUCUCUGCUCACAAGAGAAUUGUCAAAUGUUAAUUUCUUUAGAACUGAUCGGUAACUACAAUAAAAGGUGUCUUUAUAUUUUACAUUUAA